AUGCACCAGGUCCCCUUCUGCUGGCCAAAGGGGAAGGUGUCCGGGGGUUAAACAGGACAGGGCAGCAGCUAGCAUGUGCUGCGCUCGUUAGAAAGUGAAACUUUUUAUAAGUCAGAUUGGAUCGGAGCUUGUGGGAGAGGGGGCACAGACCACAAGAUCCUGCAGCAACUUAGGGUCUUGCCUAGAGGAAAGAAGCUUUGCCCUGGUGCCAUACUAGUGUCGUGUAAACGGUGAGGUGCGAUGCACACCUGAAAGUAGCCGAUGUCAGCGGCACUGGUGCGGACCCCAUUUAAGUGCAGCUACACAGCACAGUCGGGCCCGCAGGGAUAACCACACGACUUCAGCCUCACCGUGUUGUAACUCUCUCUCUCUCUCACGCACACGCAGCAGGCUUAAAGGAGACUGGGUUAGGAGGCAAGGGCACGCCUGUGCCCACCGGGUGGGAGCCGGGAGCGGAGCGGCGGCUCGGAGCACGGGUCCCGGCAGCGAUCCGGUGCCAGGUUUUGCAGGCGGUGGGCGGGGAGCCGGGCCGGGCGCUCCCCGCCCCUCAGCUGGAGCCGGCCGAGCCGCGCCGCGCCGAACUUCAGAGCGGAGCGGAGCCGAGCGGCAGCACCAUGCUGCGCGCCCCGGCCCCCGGGCGGCUGCCGCUGGUGCUGGGGCUGCUGCUGCAGCUGUGGCGGGGCGGCGCGGCGCAGUACUCCAGCGACCUGUGCAACUGGAAGGGCAGUGGCUUAACUCAUGAGUCUCACAAGAAGGACGUUGAACAGGUCUACCUCCGCUGUUCUGAAGGAUCAAUAGAGUGGAUGUAUCCCACGGGAGCACUAAUAGUCAAUCUGCGACCCAAUAUGUUUUCUUCCUCUUCCAAACACUUGACUGUUUGCAUAAAGCCCUUCAAGGACUCCACAGGAGCAAAUAUUUAUUUGGAAAAAACUGGAGAACUGAAACUGUUGGUCCGAGAUGGAGAUCGCAGCCCCAAUAAAGUGUAUUGCUUUGGCUAUGAUCAGGGGGGCCUGUUUAUUGAGGCUACCCCUCAGCAGGACAUUAGUCGGAAAAUUACAGGCUUCCAAUACGAACUGAUAAGCAAGGGGAUAGCAUCCGAUUUGCACACAGUUUCUGCCCCCUGCCGACCCUGCAGUGACACAGAAGUCCUCUUGGCUGUCUGCACUAAUGAUUUUGUUGUCAGAGGUUCCAUCCAAGAUGUAACAAAUGAGGUAGAACAGCAAGAGUCCGUAAUAGAUGUCAGUGUAAGCAGACUCUACAGGCAGAAGAGCAAAGUCUUCCAGCCCUCAGAGGAAAGCGGGAGCUGGCGAGGGCAAAUAAAGACCCUGCUGGAAUGUGGGGUGAAACCAGGAGAUGGAGACUUCCUCUUCACGGGACGCAUGCACUUUGGGGAAGCCCGGUUAGGCUGUGCCCCUCGUUUCAAAGACUUCCAAAGGAUGUACAAAGAAGCAAAGGACAAAGGGCUAAACCCUUGUGAAAUUGGCCCGGACUGAAAUCCUCCAUUUAGCUGAAGAUUGCUCUUAGCACUCGGCUGGAACUGAUUCCCGGCCACAGUGAGCGUUCUGAACAAAAAACUGAUCUGAAUGAGGAGAUCUGGUGAGCAGAGUGGAAGAUCCACAUGGGAUGUCCCUGUGGCCAAGGGAGGCUGUUACACUAAUGGAAGCAACAGAGGUACGAGCUCAGAAGGCUGCCAAGCACCCAAGGCUGGAAUUUUAACCGAUCUUGUCCCUAUGAAUUAAAUUAUUAUAUUUUUUUAGCAAGUUUCUUAGGAAAACAAGCAAAGAAACCUACCAUGUCUUAAACCCCUUCCAGUAAAAAACCAACUGCCUUUAUAUCUCUUUAAUACUAAUGUCUUAAGCUGAUGUAGCAUUUGGUAUGGCAUAUUCUGUAUAAAUGGUAAAGAAUGUGGUAGAACACGGUAAAACCAUCUUAAUGUUGAUGCUUUGUAAAAAGCUUGGUGUACAAUUCAAAGUUUUUUGUUAUGACAGAAAUUUAUGGAGCCAAACUCUUGUGUUUUUUGGUUUUUGUUUUUUAAUUUGAAAGAAUGUACAAAUCGCCACCUGCAGCUUUUUGUCCAGGCUGGUAAAUUGUUUCCAUUCCAGAGAAAUAAAGGUCCCUGGAUUUGA
This is a messenger RNA of Alligator sinensis (Chinese alligator), 2126 nucleotides long. RefSeq names its product meteorin like, glial cell differentiation regulator (gene METRNL). Gene Ontology annotation, molecular function: hormone activity. Gene Ontology annotation, biological process: energy homeostasis; positive regulation of brown fat cell differentiation. The transcript has 4 exons. The record is from RefSeq and is a predicted model, not a curated record. NCBI's taxonomy places the organism in Eukaryota, Metazoa, Chordata, Crocodylia, Alligatoridae. Bases 615 to 1493 code for a protein of 292 amino acids.